Molecule: messenger RNA, 1695 nt
Organism: Eurytemora carolleeae
Lineage: Eukaryota; Metazoa; Arthropoda; Copepoda; Calanoida; Temoridae
Exons: 11
Coding region: 176-928 (250 amino acids)
Biological process (GO): proteolysis
Cellular component (GO): extracellular region
Molecular function (GO): protein binding
Source: RefSeq, a predicted model, not a curated record
UACAUUCCACUCAAUGAAAGGAAAUUAUAUCUAUUAUAUCCCUUUAAAACCAAUGGAAAGUUUUCAAUGGAAAAUUUGACUCGUUAUUGCAAGUAUAUAUAUAUAAAUCAAUACUAAAUAAACUUAAAGCUAGCUAGUACCUCUCUUCAGCUAACUCUACGCACUUCAGUUUAACAUGAGGUCUAUCCUAGUUGUGUUUCUUUUCUACCAGGUGGUGAGAGGAAAUGUCAGCACUAGCUUUGAAAAAUAUGAAGUUGAAGAAGCUUAUUGGUUAAAUCUACCAGGUCUAAAGACAAUCAAAGCGUUGUCGGAGAUGGAGUGUUCAUUCCUUGCGAAUAAAGACGUUUUUGCCGUCAACGCAAUAAGAUUUAGUGCAAACUCCUGUGAGCUUGGAUGGUUAAAAGACGAGCCCCCAGAUCAAGAUGUUUCUGGAAAUUUAGAGCAAAAAAAAGUGAAAGUUAAGAAAAGAGUAGGCAUAACGAUUAGCAAAGUUGAAUGCCCUAAAGAUAAAACUUUUCCAUUUAACAAUUGGAGCAGUUGUUGCAAGGAAAACUUGGAGUCAAACUUCUGGACUAAAAAACCUGGACUUCUAACGCAAAAAAGCAAAACUUGCAGCGGAGGUUCUGUGGAUUGUAAGCCUGAAAUGUGCAAAAGGAGCAAGACUCUUGAAUCUGUCAACCCAUUCCAGGUCAAGAACGUAGUAAUUCUUCAAUCUGAUCUAUCAUCAGCUCCAACCAGUUCUGGUGAUGAAUGCAAAGAACUUUGUCAUUCAACUGAGGCCUGUCAGGGAUGGGUUUUCAAUCCCGACUUGGCCAGGUGUUACAUGAAAAACUUCGCAGCUGGAAAAAAAUCAUUCACUAGAAAAAAUGGAUUCAUAUCUGGACUCAAACCUUCAUUUCUUGGUCUCUCUGCAGAUGAUCUUCUUUAAAGUGUUGUUGAACAUGGGAGUGAGCCUUUCAAUGCUGAUAAAUUAAUUAAAGGGACUGUCGACAUGAUUUUCAAAUGGUUUCAUACCCGAUACACAAUUUUACCCUUUAAAUCUAUGUCAUUGUUUUUUAAAUAAAACACAGCAAUAAUUUUUAUAUUAAAUUGACUAACGAUACCACCCCGUCAUCUUCUUUCUUUCAUACCCUCCCCCUCUGAUAAAUCGGGAGUUCUUGUCAAAUAUGAAGUUCUUAAUUAUUCAAAUGAAAAUGUUUUUUUUCUGUGAUUUCUGGAGAAAAAAAAUAUCUUUUUUGGAAUAACCGUUUUCUCAGUAAGAAUAAUAGCUUAGUUUUCAGCUACUAAAAUAAUGAUAUCUUCUUUGUCCUUUUUAAUAAAAAGUUCAAUUGGUAUCCUUGUGAAUCAGAUAUUAAAUUACCUUUACAGCCUUUUUUAAAGUCUAUUUAAUAAUUUUUGUGUGAAGCGUUUUGUGUGAUAUUUUACCUGACCUAAAUGACAAAACUCGUAAAUAAAGUUUAAUCCAUUACAUGUCUUUUAUAACUUGAUUUCCAGAUUUACAACUAUAUGACAGAAGGAACGGAAGUAGUCAUUAAAACAGAAGUCCACAAUAUUCCACAUGGGUUUUGACCAACGAGGUUAUAGUGUAUCGAGUGCUGAUGUACGCUAAUCUAUCCUAAAUUGUAUUAUAUGCCCGAAGAAAGAGUAUUAACAAAACUAUAGGAAAAGUUUGUUUUUUGCCCCCCAUGGUUUUAA